UGGUCAGAUCGACACUCUCCCAGAGCAAACAUCGUAAAUAUCUGACCGGGUCGGGAAACUGCGGUGGGUAUAAAAAUGCAGAGGUACACAUUUCAGCUAUCAGUCGGUAAUCGGAUUUCGGAUAUGAUGGAUGCGUCAAAGGAAAACAAACAGGUGAACGGUGAAAAAGAUACCCCGGUAAAAAAGCCCCAGGUCAACGGAAUCUCGGACCCCUCUGACAUUAAAAAAGACCAUGUCCGAAAUAUUGCGGAAAGAAUUGAACAGAAUAUAAAGGAACUUGAUAAGCAGAGCUUGGCGGAUAGAAAACCGCUUUACUCUGCGGAGGAAGAAAAGAAACUCUUGGACAGAUAUAUAAAUUUUCCCAAAGAGAAAAAAGAUGUGUAUUAUAGAUUCUUUAAAAGUGCAGACACAUACAAUUUAGGAUUUUUGACAAUUUAUCAGUUUGCAGAAGCAGUGCGGAAACGUGGAUUCAAUGGGAAAGAUUCAGAAAUUGCGACGAUGUUUGUGGACCUUGAUUCUAACAUGGACUGUGAGGUGACUCUAGAGGAAUACAUGGACGAAAUGUCAAAGAAAGACGCCAAGGCCAGAACGGAGGCUGAGAUGCUAGAAAUCUUUAGAAAAUUCGACAGAAACAAAGAUGGCUUCAUCACGCGGGAAGAAUUGCAGACGACACUUGAAGAGUGCAGAAUGAGACAGUUAGAAAUUGACAUGGACGAAAUAAUGAAGAAAGCUGACCGCGAUGGCGACGGGAAAUUGUCAUAUGACGAUUUCAUGAAAGCUUGCCGCUUUAAACCGAAAUAGGCAAAGUUCAAAUAGAGUAUGAGAUUUAGAUCUGAGCAAUUUUUCUUGUAACCAGAGCUAUACUGGAAAACUGUCAAAAUAUAUCGAUUGCAGGAACAAUAGAAGACAAUUUGUAGAUAUGAAUCGUAUUCUACGCAAUGGGGGAAAUAUCAAUGAUGCAGUUAUAUAUGAAUAUAUACAAAAAUCAGACAAUGAUAUUCUUGCAUAUUGAUUAUCUCUGGUAUAUUAGUUUUCAAAUAUACACAUAUGCACAGAAAUACAACUGACAGCGAAAUAAUGUCAUUUAUGAUUAAUUUGUCAAUUGAGCUGAAAUCUUGUUGCUUGCCAAAUGUUUUGAAUGGUACUGUAUAUUGAUAUUAUGUACUGAUACAGAAGAUGCAUUUACCAAAGUAUAUUUACUACUAAUAAAAGUAUACCGGUCACGUA
Molecule: messenger RNA, 1227 nt
Organism: Saccostrea cuccullata (small rock oyster)
Lineage: Eukaryota; Metazoa; Mollusca; Bivalvia; Ostreida; Ostreidae
Exons: 3
Coding region: 76-801 (241 amino acids)
Cellular component (GO): trans-Golgi network membrane
Molecular function (GO): calcium ion binding
Source: RefSeq, a predicted model, not a curated record